Leptinotarsa decemlineata (Colorado potato beetle) is the source of this 910-nucleotide messenger RNA. Its product is annotated as cathepsin B. Gene Ontology annotation, molecular function: cysteine-type endopeptidase activity. The record is from RefSeq and is a predicted model, not a curated record. Lineage: Eukaryota; Metazoa; Arthropoda; Insecta; Coleoptera; Chrysomelidae. Gene Ontology annotation, biological process: proteolysis; regulation of catalytic activity.
AGUAUUCAACUCCAAACACAGAUAAUCAUUGAGGAUGAGGAUUCAAUUUUUCUUCUUGGUAAUAGCUCUUUCAGGAGCUUUCCCAACUAAUAUCCCCACAAGAAUAUUGUCCGAUGAAUUCAUAAAUCACAUCAAUAAUCAACAAAGCACUUGGACAGCUGGUAGAAAUUUCAAAGAGAACACACCUUUAUCGCACCUUUAUGGAUUAGUAGGAUCACGUUCAUCCCCAAAAGCCAUCCCAAUGAACGUACAUGUACACAGUGAAAACGUUGGAAUUCCUGAAUCGUUCGAUGCUCGAGAAAAUUGGCCUCGCUGUGAAAGCAUUAAAGUCAUCAAGGAUCAAUCUGCAUGCGGUUCUUGUUGGGCUGUUGCAACAACUUCCAUGAUGAGUGAUAGGAUUUGCAUCCAUUCCAAUGGAAAUAAGCAAAUAUUCGUUUCAGAUGAGGAUUUACUCUCCUGUUGCGAUCAUUGUGGCGUUGGAUGUGUGGGAGGUUUCCCUUGGGAAGCUCUCCAUUGGUGGCAUACAGAAGGUAUCGUUUCAGGAGGACCAUAUAAUUCCACCGUGGUGUUUACCAGCAUGUGGCGGGGGAAAAUGUGGGUGAGCAUGCUGUAAAAAUCUUAGGAUGGGGUGUUGAAAAAGGGACACCGUACUGGUUGGUUGCGAACUCCUGGAAUGAAGACUGGGGUGACAAGGGUUUUUUCAAGAUACUUAGAGGGAAAAAUGAAUGUAAUGUCGAAUUCCGUAUGAUUGCCUCAUUACCCAAAUUGUAAAGAAAAAUUGUUGAAAUUUGACGAAAAAUGUAUUUAACGAUAUUACCAUUCUGUAUCCAGGUAAUUUGAGAAAUAUUAUGAUAUUCAACGUUUCACAGAAAUUAGUCUGAGACAAAGUAAAUAAAAAAAGUAUAACAAG